Messenger RNA from Penicillium bovifimosum, 1305 nucleotides. RefSeq lists its product as uncharacterized. The coding region runs from base 1 to 1305 and encodes 434 amino acids. Gene Ontology annotation, molecular function: hydrolase activity, acting on carbon-nitrogen (but not peptide) bonds. The transcript has a single exon. NCBI's taxonomy places the organism in Eukaryota, Fungi, Ascomycota, Eurotiomycetes, Eurotiales, Aspergillaceae. The record is from RefSeq and is a predicted model, not a curated record.
AUGACUGCCGCUCGCCUGAGAGAAUUGAAGGCCACACAGCCCCCAGUCUUCCGAAUAAACCUCUCCCUCCCACCAGAAGAGCGCUACAAAACCCUCGCACGACUCUACAAAGACAAACUGCACGUCGUGACGGACAUCUUCGACGAAGUGAUCCACAACCUAGCACCCAAACUUCCAACGAAACCAAUCCACUGGAUGGCACGAAUGUGCCUACGCAAGUUGUACACGAAAGAAGAAACGGCUGAAAUCCGCGGUAUCAGUCACGUCACCGGAAUCGACCUCUACUUCCUGAUAAGCUUCAAUGUCGUCCUCGAUCUGCUGAUGGGAUGCACAAGCGGCGGUGUCCGAAUGCACGACGGGCUCUGGACAAGAAUGGUUCAUUUCCGAACCUUGGACUGGGGCAUGGACGCUUUACGCGAUCUAAUCGUGCAACUGGAGUAUAUUCGCGAUGAUGAGCCCGACAACGUGCUCGCAUCCUGCAUCACGUACGUCGGGUUUGUGGGCGUCCUGACUGGCGUCCGGAAGGGUUUGAGUGUCUCGCUCAAUUUCAGAGCUGUACAUGACUCGCGUCGAGAUCGGGGCUUCUAUUGGAAUCAUUUGCUGGUCUUUCUCGGCUUCCGUCAGUCGGUCACCUCGCUGUUACGACAAAUUAUCAUACCCGGAUCAGUUGUGCCCGACAACUCGCUCUCGAAUACAUCGACCAUAUGGGAUGUCAUUGUCGAAGUCCCGGGGAUGCGUACCACGGCCGCGUAUUUGAUCUUCUGCGAUGGAUCUAGAACAAUGUUUAUGGAAAAAGACUACGAGUCAGCAGUUUGGCGGACCUCGACUUCAUUUCUUAUCAAGACUAAUCACGAUGAAGAUGUGAACACAGCUACGGCUGAAGCCAUAGCUAGAGACAAGGGAUACACAGGCCUGCGAUCUAAAAAUUGUGCGCAAAGCAUGGCUGAGGUUUUUGAGCAGAGCAGGAAGCGGCAGGAAUCCAUGCAACUCAAAUGGGAGUCCAGGGUGCAGGAUCAUAAAGCUUUCCAGCGGCAAAAGAGGAUACGCAGAGCGACGGAGGCUGCUCUCUCAUCCACCCAACCAUUACAUCUUAGGUGGAAGCGGAAUACGGAGGGCGAAUACCCGCCGGAAUCUGAGACUGAGGUGUCUGCUACGCUUGGAACCGUGCUUGGAUGGCUUUGCGCAGACCCGAUCGUCAAUAGAGAUACGCAUUACGCGGUUCUGAUGGAUCCUGUCGAGGGACGGUUCAUCUAUGCAGGGCAGUUUCCAGCUCAGACUUCACGACUUGUCUUUUUGGAGAAAUAG